Lithohypha guttulata is the source of this 582-nucleotide messenger RNA. RefSeq lists its product as uncharacterized. The record is from RefSeq and is a predicted model, not a curated record. The transcript has 5 exons. The coding region runs from base 1 to 582 and encodes 193 amino acids. NCBI's taxonomy places the organism in Eukaryota, Fungi, Ascomycota, Eurotiomycetes, Chaetothyriales, Trichomeriaceae.
AUGGCGACUCCCUCAGUACCUAUCAACUUUGUGCCUGUUGAGAAAGGAGAAGUCUACGGCUACACCAGACAGCACAGCACUCGAGCUGACCACAACAAAGUGAACUUGGGCGUCAUUACAAUUCGCAUCAUGGAAGACGGCUCCCGUACAGACAAUCGUAUAGGCUCAGCCGAGUUCACCUUGCCUCCCCACACAUCAGGCCCACCACCUCACUGGCAUGAAAUGCACGACGAAACGUUCCUAGUAACCCAAGGCAAGAUGCAAUUCCACGGCCUCCACGGCGAAACCAUCGUCGCAAAACUAGGCGACUACGUGACAGUGCCGACUCGCUCGCCUCACACGUUCUCCAACCCAUAUGACGAGGAAGCCAAAUUCUUCAAUACUUACACUCCAGCUUUCUACAUCAACUACUUCAAAAUGCUUUCCAAGAUGUCUUCUGAGGGCGUUCCGAUGAGCCCAGAGCACAACAGACGUGCAAUGGCUUACUUCGCUACCAUUGGGGUGGCGGAGCAGGAGAUGAAACCUCCUCAUCAAACCGACACGCCAGAAAAGGGCGAACAAGUCGAGCACGGAGACCGGUGA